GAUCAGGGGGGACGAAGUCUGAAACUGCAGUUAUACCGAGUCAAAGUUGCUGAAAGCUGCUGCGUCAGUGAGAUCGGACAAGUGGAAUGACCAAUCACUCAUCACACUGUAACGGCAUGCAGAGCCUCCGGAAGGAGCACCUGUACAAGGUGCUGGUUAUCGGAGACCUGGGGGUAGGGAAGACCUCUAUCAUCAGGCGGUAUGUCCACCAGACCUACUCCACCAACUACCGGGCCACCAUCGGGGUGGACUUCGCCCUGAAGGUGUUGAACUGGGACUCUGAGACUGUGCGGCUCCAGCUCUGGGACAUUGCAGGUCAGGAACGUUUCGGAAACAUGACACGUGUGUACUACCGUGAAGCCAUGGGAGCCUUCAUAGUGUUCGAUGUGACACGAGCCACGACCUUUGAGGCCGUCAUCAAGUGGAAGGAGGACCUGGACUCCAAACUAAUGCUGACUAAUGGACAGAGUAUUGCCACCGUGCUGCUGGCUAACAAGUGUGACCAGGGCAGGGAGCUGACCAACAACGGCAUCAAAAUGGACCAGUUCUGCAAGGACCACGGCUUCGUCGGGUGGUUUGAGACCUCAGCUAAGGACAACCUCAACAUCGGUGAAGCUGCAAACUUCCUGGUAAAGCACAUCAUGGCCACAGAGAAUGACAUUCUGAAAAGUGUAAUACCAGACACCAUCUCGCCACAGCUCGACUCCAACAGGCAGAUGAGCUGCUCCGGCUGCUGGAAGUAAUCAAAGGACGGAGUGAUGGCAGGACAGAACAGAAUGGAGACACAGUGGGACAAAGAGGGACAGGCACACCACAAGGAAACGGCACAGUACGGCAUCUUUGGUCCAAACUAGAGUUGAAGAUUUUAGUUUGGUGCGUGUUUGUGUUCUUAGUGUCCAACUACAGGAGAACCAAAGCUUGAAAACAAAAAUCACAUGGACUCAGAAGUUGAACAUUUAUUGAACAGAGCUUUGGUAACUCAUCAUACUGUGAGUUUGAAGUACUUGGCAGAUCAACAAGUAUAACUUGUCUAUGCUCCUUGGCGUGAUUAUUCGAAGUAUGUAACAGCCAAACUUUCUUUUUGGGACUGUUCUUUUUAGCUGGUCAAGGUUACAUUCUCUUCUACCAACAGUUUACUUGGAAAAGGACUAGUGACUGGCACUCAACCUGCUGGACCAAACUACAAAUGGACUAAAUGCUCCCAGCAAACUUGAUGCAACACACCCAAAGCUGGGCUGUGAUUACAGAAGGAAAACAGGAGUGCUGUUAACAGUUCUUCACCAUUUCAAGCAAGUGUAAUUUUGUUGCUGUUCUCCCUCUAUUUACCUUCACCUCCAACUUUGUGGAGAAAACAAUGGGUAUGUUUACAUGCACACUAAUAUUCCACUUUUAUUCUGAGUAUGAUAAUAUUAUGAUUUUGAUACGGUUCAUGCAAACAGCAUAUACGUUUUGGCCUUUUUACAAAUGAAGUAUUUUCCGAUUAAGACUUAUUGGAUUUGCCAAGUUAUUCAGGUUUUAAUAGCAUUCUUUGGGCAUGUAUACAGUGCAUUCUGUAUAUGCAUCUCAGUUGGGGAUUUUAUCACAGUUUGUGACACACGUCCUCUUGUCUGUUUACGAUCGGCUAUGUGCCUUGUCACGGAUGCGCUGUACACAAACCAACUAGCCCACAGUUUGCAAGGCUGCAGAUAAGAUGCAUGCCCAGGACAAGUCCACAUUUCUAGUGUGAAGGACAAACACACCUACUUUUAAACAUUAUAUACUAAGACUUGGAUAUCAGUUUUUUGAAUAUGCUCAAAUAUCAUAAUGCCAACCUUUUCAAGAAGGUAGUUGAAGGAAUUAAAGAGGAAAGCUGUGGUCACACGCUCGAACAAGUCCUCCACGAGUGGAAAACUUUGUAAAAGUCCUGGCACAAGUGACAGCCAUUCAACAUUUUCACAAUUAGACGUGAUAAAUGACUUGUUAGGCCGCGUUAGUCAGAGUAUGCAUGGCUGCAAAUAAACAAGAAUAUUAAUGGAAUAUUCUGGGGUUGCAUGAUAAUAUUGGCACGUCAUCAGUAUCGGCCGAUAUUGGCUUUAAAAUUAAGUAUCAGAAUCGGCCAACAUGCUUUUUCUUAAUAUGCACAAUGAAUGAAUAUUACAUAUAUUAAAAAGCAUUGUACUUCAUAUCUCCAUCUGCUGGUGGACCAUCAUGAUAAUAAUAGACAGGGAUAAUAUGAUAUUAAUUCCACUACAGAGGAGACUGGAUGAUCACUAAAAUUAGGUAGAAGAUAUUGAUAUCAGUUAUCGGUCAAAAAAGUUGUUGGAUAUUUGCAAAAAAUCCAAUGUUGUUCAUCCCUAUGAUAUUCAUUUUCAUUAGACAUAUAAAGAGCUUAGUAGGCAUAUUGUCAUUUUCAGAAUAAGGGCAAAAAAAUGUAUAUAUUUUAUGCGUGUAAACAUAGUCAGUGUAGCUUCCUUUACCGUUAUUCUGCAAGAGCCAAAGAAAGCAGUAUUGACCACUUUCAGUGGAUCCCACAUUGUGUAAUUAUGUGAAUUUUGCAAAUACAUAGAUUUUUUUUAAUAAUGAUUUUAAGUUAUUUACAGUAUUCUUUUAUGAGUGUUAUGCUGGUCUAAUGUAUGAUGUUAUUCUGCUUAAAAUCUUUCCCACAA
Messenger RNA from Epinephelus lanceolatus (giant grouper), 2645 nucleotides. It is a transcript of the gene rab38b, whose product is annotated as RAB38b, member of RAS oncogene family. NCBI's taxonomy places the organism in Eukaryota, Metazoa, Chordata, Actinopteri, Perciformes, Serranidae. The record is from RefSeq and is a predicted model, not a curated record. Gene Ontology annotation, molecular function: GTPase activity; GTP binding. Gene Ontology annotation, biological process: endosome to lysosome transport; phagosome-lysosome fusion. Gene Ontology annotation, cellular component: late endosome; phagocytic vesicle; Golgi apparatus.